Messenger RNA from Habropoda laboriosa, 2982 nucleotides. RefSeq lists its product as uncharacterized. Gene Ontology annotation, biological process: transmembrane transport. Gene Ontology annotation, molecular function: monocarboxylic acid transmembrane transporter activity. The record is from RefSeq and is a predicted model, not a curated record. Bases 1 to 2982 code for a protein of 993 amino acids. The transcript is spliced from 8 exons. NCBI's taxonomy places the organism in Eukaryota, Metazoa, Arthropoda, Insecta, Hymenoptera, Apidae.
AUGGCUGCCUCUCGCGUCGAUCUGAACAUCGACGAGGAUCGAACGACGGUCAACGAAUCAUCGAUCCACUGUGAGUCUCCGGUAUCGGAGGAUUCAAGUGUCACCGGCGACGUCGACAAGCAACGAAAGACUGACAAGGAGGAUUCGCUAGAACCACGUGCUGUAAUCAGCGAAGAUGACAGAAUGGGAAGGCUGAUCGUCACCGAGGAUCCUUGCAAGAGAUCGAGUAAAAACGUCUACGGUUCCAAUUCGACAGUUCACGACGGUAGAAAGAAAUCGUUACUUGGCCAAGAUAAAACAACUAAGAACUGGAGGAAAAGGGAACUAGCUGACCAGUCGAAAAGUCUCGACUCGGAGAUCACAGAUCGGAAAACUCGGCUGGAUGACGCAUACGAUCUCUCCCCUGGUCAGAAGCGUCUGAACGUGGACUUUAGGGUCGAUAACUCGAUACAGAUUAAAGAACAGAAGAACUCGGAGCUGAGCAAGAAGUUGGAGAACAACCAAGCACCGAUCUCUACCAGGGUCAUCCAUAAAUUAAUGGGUUCCGGAAAGCAACGUAAUUCCAACAGCGGGAAAAAGGAUCAACGAGAAGUUUCACCGCGGCACGGACCACGGAAUCACGCGAAUCUGAUCGUCGAUACGACGGAGGGUUCGGUUGAAGGUUCAGCCAGCUCUCGAACGGAAUCACCUCGUAAACUUGCCGAUUCUCCGGGAGACUGUGCGGCUAGGUCGACCGUAAAGCGACGCGAGGACGUCGCGGAGAGCAAGAAAACUCGAUCAUCGACGAGUCAAGAGAGUCCUCCUGUCAGCGAACCUCGAUCCUCGAGCGACGCGACGCCCGUUCGUAAACCGAGGAAACACGUCGCUUCGGGGAAGUGUGAAAGCUGCGGAGAACCGAACCUAUCGUACGAGAGAACCUAUCUGCAUAAAUACUCCGGAAAUUUGGACUGCGAGGGGCUUGUGUACGAGGAGAACCACGCGAAUGGACGCGAGUCGAGGCAAGAGACCCCCGUUGCCUCUUUGCUCUAUCACAGCAGGUCUUUGCCGCGAUUGUCGGUGCACGACAGCGGGGUAGCUUGCAGCGGAAACGAGCAAACGGCCGUCGCGGGUCACCCCCAUAACACCAGACAAUUGGUGGCUGAUCUGAAGCAACUGCACACGUUGAAACAGCACUACUAUCCGGAGGGAGGCUGGGGCUGGGUCGUGGUGUUCGUGGGGGUGCUGGUGCAGAUGUUGUCUCACGGAAUGCACGAGUCGAGCGGUGUCUUUCUGCAUCAGGUGGCUGAUAAGUUUGGCUUCCAUAUGUACUUUGAGACAGGGUGGCUCGGAGCAAUGUCGACGGGAGUGGCUCUACUAGUUUCGCCUGUAACAAUAGCGUUUUGUCGAAGAAAAAGUACAAGACUCACCGCGGUUUUGGGUGGCCUCGUUACAGCACUCGGCUGCCUUUUCACUUCUUUCGCCUCGCAGUUCCACCAAUUGUUCUUCAGCUACGGCACCGUUGUUGGCAUAGGGGUUGGCAUGACGAGAGACUGCAGCACGCUAAUGGUGGCGCAAUAUUUCAAAAGAAGGAGAGAGUUGGUCGAGAUUUUCAUCGUGUCCGGAAGUGGCCUUGGUAUAGCUGUUAUGUCGGCCUUCAUAAAGGGAAUGAUUAGUAAAAUUGGCUGGCGUUUGGGCCUUCAAGCGGUAACCGGUGUAGUUUUCCUCACAUUCAUCCUGGGUACCUUCUAUCGAAGCGCAUCCCUGUAUCAUCCUCAACGCAGAGCCAUUUUACACUUGAAAAAUCAGAAGCGCAAGAUCAAAGACAAGAACAAAACCGACGACAGGCCACCGUUCUUCGACUUCAGCACGCUGAAGAGCAAAACCGUAAGGAUACUACUGGUGUCCACUGGAAUAUCUGCCUUCGGGAUCAACACACCGAUAUUUUACUUGGCACAUCAGGCAGAAGAAGAAGGCCUCGGAGACACGGUGGUCCUGCUCCAGGCUUAUCUCGGUCUUGCCUGGACCCUCGGUUGCGUGGCCUUUGGUCUUUUGGUUGUGCAUCGCAGCGUCGAAUGCAGGAUAGCCCGUCAGUAUCUCACACAAGCGGCUGUAUUUGUAUGCGGAUUGUGCAUCUUGGCCCUCACCGCUGUUCAAGGAAAUUACCACGGAUAUGUGCUGUUCGCCUGGAUUUAUGGUAUCUUCUGCGGUGGUUAUCACUAUAGCCUGAAAAUGUACACGUACGAAAGAGUGAGAGCGAGGAACUUCGCGAGAACCUGGGGUUUCGUGCAGUGUUCUCAAGCUAUACCGAUAGCAAUCGGAGUUCCAAUUUCGGGGUACAUGAACGUCGGGUGCGGUGGAAAAGCCGGUUACUAUUUCAGCUCGACCUGCGUUCUCGUAGGCAGUUUCACUCUGUUCUUCAUAGACUUGCACAGAAGAAAUUUGUCGAGGCACAAGCACGUCAGGUCUAACGGAACCAAGCAUCUCUGCGUCUCAGACAGUUGCCCGCAACGAAGGAAAUUGUCGUUCAGUCAGGAGCCAGAGAACGACGGUCCUCAUGUGACUGCUGCUGGAGCUGCUGCUGCUGCUCUUGUGCUUGGCGCAGAAAUUGCACCGACUCCAGGUGAAAUGAUCGAUGCACUGGCCCCAGAGAAACCCGAGCUGACGUGCAUUUCCGAGGAGGGAAUCGCAGACAUGGAUCUUCCCGACAACGUUCUCGAGGACUUCGAUUACAUCGGUGACUGCAUAACCUCGUGCAACAAGGUCGAGAAUUAUCUGAUGCUGUCGGAGUUCGAGAACAAUUUGAUCGCUGAAAUACCGAUCAUCACGGAUCGCCGAGGUCGAAGGUGGUCCCUGGCACGUUCGAAGGGCGGUCAAUCGAAUUUCGAUCGACCCGCCUCCCUUCAAUCGACAAACGACGAGGCCAAUUCCAAGCCUAAAUGGCACGUGACGAAUGUGCCUCCUAAUAACAGGGUGAUCACGGUGAUCGACGAAGCGAGCGCGUAA